Messenger RNA from Spinacia oleracea (spinach), 2237 nucleotides. Its product is annotated as protease Do-like 9. The coding region runs from base 90 to 1775 and encodes 561 amino acids. Gene Ontology annotation, biological process: proteolysis. The transcript is spliced from 9 exons. The record is from RefSeq and is a predicted model, not a curated record. Gene Ontology annotation, molecular function: serine-type endopeptidase activity; protein binding. NCBI's taxonomy places the organism in Eukaryota, Viridiplantae, Streptophyta, Magnoliopsida, Caryophyllales, Amaranthaceae.
AACAUUUCACCUCCCCUUUUCCGCCAUUAACAGACCUUCAUACAUUUCUAAUUCCCCCCAAAUACCACCACCCUAAAACCCUACAAAUUAUGGGCGACAACAACCGUAAGAGGAAGCGCAGCCGUAAACACCAAUCCUCCGAAACCCUAGACUCCUCUCCUCCCGCCACCACAUCCACCGCCUCAUUCGACCAAACUGACGUCGGAAAUAUCGAACACUCCGAACCACCCUCUUCUCACCGCCGCCACCGCCGCUCCCGAAAAUCUCCCGACGCUCCCGAAGCCAACCAUGAGCAGCAACCCCGCCGCUCCGACACCACCGCCGCAAAUGGCGCUGCGGCGGGAUGGGAGUCAGUUUUAUCUGCCCGUGUUUUGCCGGCGAUGGAUGCGGUUGUGAAGGUAUUUUGCGUUCACACCGAGCCGAAUUUCUCGCUCCCGUGGCAGAGGAAGCGGCAGUAUAGUUCCUCCAGCAGUGGGUUUGUCAUUAGCGGUAGAAGAGUGUUAACAAAUGCUCAUUCCGUGGAGCAUUAUACUCAGGUUAAGCUCAAGAAACGUGGUUCUGAUACCAAGUACUUAGCUACUGUUCUUGCCAUUGGUACUGAGUGUGAUAUAGCUUUGCUUACAGUCAGUGAUGAUGAGUUCUGGGAAGGCGUUUCACCUGUAGAGUUUGGGAUAUUACCUGCUCUUCAAGAUGCUGUCACUGUUGUAGGUUAUCCAAUAGGAGGGGAUACAAUCUCUGUUACUAGUGGAGUGGUCUCACGUAUUGAGAUCCUGUCUUAUGUUCAUGGGUCAACUGAAUUGCUGGGGUUGCAGAUUGAUGCUGCCAUAAAUUCCGGAAAUUCUGGUGGUCCAGCCUUUAACGACAAAGGCAGUUGUGUGGGCAUUGCAUUUCAGUCCCUGAAACAUGAAGAUGCAGAGAAUAUUGGUUAUGUUAUACCUACACCUGUCAUCACACACUUUAUUCAGGAUUAUGAGAAGAAUGGAGCAUAUACCGGGUUCCCAAUUCUUGGUGUCGAGUGGCAGAAGAUGGAAAAUCCUGACCUACGCAUUGCGAUGGGAAUGAAAUCUGAUCAAAAAGGUGUACGUGUUCGUCGUGUUGACCCUACUGCUCCCGAGUCAAAGGUUUUGCAGCCAUCAGAUGUUAUCCUCAGCUUUGAUGGCGUCGAUAUUGCUAAUGAUGGAACAGUUCCUUUCAGGCAUGGAGAGCGUAUAGGUUUCAGUUACCUUAUAUCCCAGAAAUAUACGGGAGAUAAGGCUGAAAUCAAGGUACUACGUGAUUCGGCAAUGCACACAUUCAACAUCAAACUUGGUACUCACAGGAGACUCAUUCCAGCACAUAGCAAGGGUAGACCUCCCUCGUAUUACAUUGUUGCAGGAUUUGUUUUUACGGCUGUCUCGGUUCCCUAUCUCCGUUCUGAGUAUGGAAAAGAGUAUGAAUAUGAGGCCCCAGUCAAGCUUUUGGACAAGCUUUUGCAUGCAAUGCCACAAUCAAAAGAUGAAGAGCUUGUUGUUAUAUCUCAGGUUCUUGUGGCUGACAUUAAUAUUGGAUAUGAAGAAAUCGUGAACACCCAGGUUCUUGCCUUUAAUGGUAAUCCAGUGAGAAAUCUGAAGAGCUUGGCAAGUAUGGUGGAUUCCUGCGAGGAAGAAUUUAUGAAGUUUGAUUUGGAUUAUGAUCAGAUAGUUGUUCUUCGCACUAAAACUGCGAAACCUGCUACUUUGGAUAUUCUUACAACACAUUGUAUACCUUCUGCAUUAUCUGAUGAUCUUAAAACCUAAGCCCAAGGAAUCGACCGUUUUAGUUACCAGAUGAUGUUCAUCUUCUUCGCUAUAACAAGCAUUGAGGGAAAGGUACAGCGCAGGUUGAGUGCAGGGCUCUCCAAUUUUGGAAAAUGUUGAUGGUGGCUUACAAAGUUGCACGCACAGCCUAUGUCUUAGAUAGUAUAAACUCAUCACAUAGGGGACAGAUAUAGUUGUUAUUUGUAAUUCCAUUUUGAAUUUUAUGAGGUCCAUAUUUCAUUCAGAUUGCUUAUACAGAGUACAUUUUUUUUUUCUUUUGGAGAGACCUGUGUAAGUUGGACCUUGGAAACAAAGAGAGAUAAACUGUUAGUCUGUUACAGUUCUUAGUUACAGGUGCAAAAAAUUGUUGGAGGAUAAUGCUUUAGCAUGAAUUCAUGAGUCAAUCUGUUCUUAAUUGUUAAACUGUAACUUUAUAAGCUGCCAUGCGCUUGAAUUCUGGUU